Molecule: messenger RNA, 1553 nt
Organism: Capsicum annuum
Lineage: Eukaryota; Viridiplantae; Streptophyta; Magnoliopsida; Solanales; Solanaceae
Exons: 7
Coding region: 289-1317 (342 amino acids)
Molecular function (GO): zinc ion binding
Source: RefSeq, a predicted model, not a curated record
ACUAAAAUUAAUAAAAUUAAUAUUUCUACCAGCUCUUUUCUUUUUUCUUUUUUACAUUUUUUUUUCACACCAACUCAGUUUCUCUUGUUUGUUGUCCCUCUCAAACCUCAAAGAUAACACAGGAGAAAACAAAAAUUCCAACAACAACAACACAACAAAAGUAUAAUUCAUCAUCACUUACAAAAGACAGAGAGAUAUACAUACGUUAUACAUAUAGAUAUACAAUUUCUUGAUCCAUUUUAUACAAUUUAUAUCUCUCUGUUUAACAAUUUUGAGUGACAAAAAAAAAUGUCAAAAGAAAUAGAAAUGAGUGGUGAUCAACAUGAUCAAGAGGAAACUUCUCCUUUGAUUCCUCCACCUUUGAUUAUUCAGCCUAGUCUUAAUAAUAUCAAUAUUAAUGAUGAUAUAAUUGACCUUGAAGCUGGUCCUGGUGAACAAAUUCAAUGUCGUAUUUGCCUUGAAUCUGACGGUAGGGAUUUUAUAGCGCCAUGCAAGUGCAAGGGAACAUCAAAGUAUGUCCAUCGCGAGUGCCUUGAUCAUUGGCGUUCUGUCAAGGAAGGAUUUGCCUUUGCCCAUUGCACUACUUGCAAAGCUCCCUAUUACUUGAGAGUUCAUGGUCAUGAUGAUAGAAAAUGGCGAACUUUGAAGUUUCGAUUUUUUGUAACCAGAGACAUUUUAUCCAUAUUUCUUGCGGUUCAGCUUGUUAUAGCUUCAUUGGGAUACUUAGUUUACAUCAUUGAUACAUACAAGAAGUCUUGGCUUCGUUUGAUUUGGGGAUUCGAUAGUGAACUAAGCUUCUAUUACAUAUGCGGGGCCCUAUUGUUUUUCGCUUUGCUGGGCCUGUCUGGUUGCUUCAUAACUUGUUUCGACCGAAGAGUGCGCAAUGAUUUGGCUCAGCCCUGCCGCGAAGUGUGCCUUUGCUGCUGUCAUCCCGGAGUCUGUGCCGACUGUCAUUUGCCUGGUACGAUCUGUAUAUGGACUGAUUGUACCACAUGCUUUGAAGGUUGUGCUAGUAUGGCAGGUGAAUGUGGAGGUUGCAUAGGAGGUGCCGGUGAAGCUGGGUUGCCAUUUUUAGUUAUAAUGGCUCUAGUCGUGCUUGGAUUGUUUACUAUCAUCGGCAUAUUUUACAGUGUUUUGGUUGCUACGAUGGUCGGACAGAGAAUCUGGCAGCGCCACUAUCACAUACUUGCAAAAAGAAUGCUUACCAAGGAAUACGUCGUGGAGGAUGUUGAUGGUGAGGAUACCGAAAAUGAUUGGUCCCCUCCACCUCUCCCGGAGGAACAUGUUCAGCAACUGAAAGCGCUGAAACUUCUGUAAAACUUCAAGAUGGUCGACAAACUGCCAUCUCUUUUGGGGCCUCCUGUGUAGUCCUCGAGUUUAUGCAUCUAGAUAACGACACAAUUUUUCUUAUUGAUCGAUAGAAAUCUCAGUGAAUCCGGUAUUGUUCAUAGUUUAUGAAUGAUCACAGGUAAUUGUCAUGAAAAUUACUUAAAUCAUUCUAGUUCUGAAUGAUCAUAUAUAAUUGUCAAUAAAGCUGAUCAUUAACAACCUAA